This is a messenger RNA of Varroa destructor (honeybee mite), 1344 nucleotides long. Lineage: Eukaryota; Metazoa; Arthropoda; Arachnida; Mesostigmata; Varroidae. The record is from RefSeq and is a predicted model, not a curated record.
UACAGGGAAUUUUCAUUGUGAUACGAGUCGAAACAUUGAAGAAGACGCUAGCAUGUUCGGUUGGGUCGCGGUUGUAAAUGUAACAAUGAAAGAACGCAAGUUCGUAGUGAAAUUAAGCAAUACUGUUUGAAUGACUAAUUUCUUUUACCUAGUUAAACAGGUGAAGGAUCAUUUGCACGCAGGACAAGAGUGGCGACCUUAUUCAGCCCGCCGCCGGGUGUCGCUCCUUGUAAUUUCGGACUCCUGAUUGAAGCGAUAUUAACUUCAGAAAUGGUCUGAAAACCCUGCAGGGGAACUAUUCAUUUCUGUAAUAUUAAGCAUCCAAGAUCAGACAGUUGAAGUGUACGACAGGCCCUACAAAAGCAGCGAGGUGUUCACAGUCAUCGUUCUGUUUGUGCUGUUAAAACUGUCUCCUCCCCUCAAAUCCUGAUCAUACUGUUGAGGUGUACGCUGCAUUAUAGAAUACGGAAACAAAGAUGUGGUUAUCUCUAGCUAGCAUUAUGUUGGGGGCCGUACGGUUCGUUACUUGUAGCACGGUUGCAGAAGCAAACCACUUCAUUGAUAACUUGCUUGGUUCCAAACUAGAACAAUACGUGGAGGCCUAUGGUCUUAAUGGCGUCCCCAUUCCGAGCUGGACGUUGGAAAAGAUCAAAAGCACUGCUCCUACAAACCGCGAUGUUAAGGGCAACCUUACCAGAGGAUUUCUUAGGGGGUUGACUGCAGUAAAGAGACGUGGAGACUGCUCGCCAACCAUUUGGAUGUAUGGAAACAUUUCGCUUUUUUGCCAUCUCGGAAUUGACUCGGUGUACCCUGAGUGGCUGUUGACGAUUAAAGGUUACGAAAUAACCGGACGAACCAAGCAGCUUUUUUUAAAGGCACCGCUAAAAGGGUCGGCAGCAUUGCUUGAGGUAUCAGCACUGCCCAAUAGUGCGGCUUCACUCCGGACUUUGUUUAUUAAAAAACUUCAUUUCGAGAUUAGCUACGCUGAUCUCGGCCUCAACACCGUACGUAGAAACAACCUCCAUGAUCAAAUUGAAAAGCAUGCGGCCGCUACAGUCUAUAACGUUAUCUACAAUACGUUUGCGAAAGCCAUUAUCAGCGCAAUGCGUGACGCAAUUCUGCCGCCUGUGUAAAAGCCUAGAUAGAUACUUCAUUCAAUGAUCUGAGAUUAUACUGUGAAGUUUUUCAUCAUAAUUCGUAUUUUCCUAUCUAUUUCAUGUUGUGUGUUUGGUGAAAACCUUUGAUCUGGAGAAGUGUCUACUGGUGGUUAUAAACCUGUUUGUUACUUGCCACUGUUGCUAAGUGAAAUAAUUUAUUACUUAUAUAUAUAUAUAUAGGGAUAGA